AUGGGCAAGGAUAAGAAAAACAAAACCUCCAAACACAUCAAGUGUGAUGUCCAGUUUGACGAUAAUCCGCAGGGUGUUUUCCGGGCCGGUGAUACCGUGAGUGGGACGGUAGAGAUACAGUUGGACAAGCCGAAGAAAUUUCGAGGGAUCGCACUUCGUAUCAACGGAUUCGCAUCGACGUCCUGGAACGCAAAGCUAACAGGGACCGAUGCAAAAAAUGCCAAGAAAAACAAAAAGACCCACUUUAACGGGCGAGAAGAUUACUUCGGCAGUGUAACCUACUUCGUCGGAUCGGAUGUUGGGAAUCCGCUGGAAGUGCUGGCAGGAGUUUACCGGUACCCGUUCACCUGUGAAAUUCCACCAAAUGCACCAUCCUCGAAGGAAGGCAAGUACGGUCACAUCCGGUACGUGGUGAAGCUAUCGCUCGAGCGCCCCUGGAAGUACGAUCACGUCUUCCAGAUGCCGUUCGUCGUCAAAAGUCAUGCCGAUUUAAGCAUCGCCCAGGAACGGAUGCUACAACCUGCGCGAGCCGAACUAGUGCAGACGUUCUACUUCGGUUUGACGGAUCCACUGAUCGUAACGGCGUCGACACCCCGCACCGGAUACGCUCCCGGGGAAGCGAUCGAAGUGUCGAUCCAUGUUAACAAUCAGAGCAGUGUGGAUGUGCGCAGCAUUACGGUUAAGUUUCAGCGCAUCGACACGUUCCUUAGCCAGGUGCCGAUAGUGAAGCAUUACCUUGAGUAUACGGUCAUGGAGGAGCGUACCAUCGGUCGCGUGGCCGGACGGAACGAUGCAGCUUUCGAGGAAAACAUACUGAUCGGAUCGACUGUACCGACGGAUGAAGACCGGUGCAAAAUUAUCAUGACGCGGUACGAGGUGGCAGUUAUGAUCCGGCCAGUACGAUCGCGAAAGAAGCUGUUCCUAUCGUUGCCGAUCGUGAUCGGUACGGUGGGAUUGCCAAAAACGCUCUACCCGAUGGAGAUGUUGAGCAAGGAACGGGUCGCCCUUGGAAUGGUGCCAACGGACGCUGCACACACCAGUCAGCUACCGAUACCGUCAGAAUCGCCACCACCAUACCCAGACGAUGCACAACCGUCCACCUCCAGGGCGUUUUCCGUCGAAAACCUCAUCGACAUUCCCACGGCACCGUCGACCGAGGACGUGAAGGAGCACGAGUUUGAGAAGGGUUCCGAACCGUACACACCGCGCGAUUUCGACGAUGACUAACCU
Molecule: messenger RNA, 1230 nt
Organism: Anopheles maculipalpis
Lineage: Eukaryota; Metazoa; Arthropoda; Insecta; Diptera; Culicidae
Product: arrestin domain-containing protein 17-like
Exons: 2
Coding region: 1-1227 (408 amino acids)
Biological process (GO): protein transport
Cellular component (GO): cytoplasm
Source: RefSeq, a predicted model, not a curated record